UAACUCUGUGCGCCCCGCCCCUUGCGCUUCCACUCCAUCUUAAUCCCAACAUACAGCGCGGCCGGCAGCUUCCGACCUUAAAGCAAGAUGGCGGACAGACCAGUGCCCAUGGCUGAGAAGAGGCUUAUGGAGGUGAAGCUUGGUGAGCUGCCCUCCUGGCUUGGAACAAGAGACUUCACUCCAAAUGGCCUCCUUGGUUCUGUUCGCAGAGGCUAUGAAAGAUAUUACAACAAGUACAUUAACGUGAAGAAGGGAGGAUUUGGCGGCGUAGCCAUGAUCCUCGCCGGUUAUGUUGUGCUGAGUUAUGUUUGGGAAUAUGAUCAUAUUAAGCACGACCGCUGGAGGAAGUACCACUGACACGUUUUGGACAUCGUGGACCACUGAGACUCGUGUGCUGUCCUCAAGUGUCCUCAGACACGCCUUUCUGUUGUGGCUGUUGUGUAAAUUUUUGUGACCAAGAAAUAAACUAAAAUUAAGUGA
Neoarius graeffei (lesser salmon catfish) is the source of this 480-nucleotide messenger RNA. It is a transcript of the gene atp5mf, whose product is annotated as ATP synthase membrane subunit f. Gene Ontology annotation, biological process: proton motive force-driven mitochondrial ATP synthesis. The record is from RefSeq and is a predicted model, not a curated record. Gene Ontology annotation, molecular function: proton-transporting ATP synthase activity, rotational mechanism. Lineage: Eukaryota; Metazoa; Chordata; Actinopteri; Siluriformes; Ariidae. The transcript is spliced from 4 exons. Bases 88 to 357 code for a protein of 89 amino acids.